AAUCGAAUUAUAAUACUUUGGGCUGGUCAUGUGACUCACGACUUCCACUCGAUGUCUGGAACCUUGACCUUUUCGUUUCUGUGACCUUUAAAAAUCCUUAGGUCCUCCCUUUUUCUUUUGUAUCGAUAACGCUUUCUUCCUUCUUCCAUUUAUUCUUCUUCUUACUGCGUUUUUAUAACCUCAACUACGCUCAUUUGUCUUGCUAUUUAUCCAAGUAAAAUCCAUGUCACGAGGAUCUAAACGAAGAUUGUCAGAGGAUGAAGAAAUGUACGGUGGCGGCGAUAGUGAUUUUCACUCGUACCAAAGCCGGACAGAACCUUCAGACCAAAGGAAAUCACCAUUUUCUCGGCAUGCAGAAAUUAAACGAUUGAAGACCGGCUCACAACGACGUUUUCCCAUCAGCCGACUUUUAGCCACCAUGGACAAAGAUAAACUAGUACACCUUAUCAAUGGAUUAAUCGACGCACACCCUUUCAUACAAGAAGACAUUGCACAAAUUAUGCCAUCACCAACGUUACAAACAGCAUCGUCAACCCUGGCAGACCUGGAAAAAAGAAUGAAUUUAAGCUAUCCUUAUAACAAAGGUGGACCAGGAAAGGACGAUUAUAGUUUUAAUCGUGUACGUCCUGCUCUUAUGGAUCUUGUUACUACCCUGACGGAUUUUGCAGAACAUUUUACCCAACCCUCCGAAUUUCCUACUACCAGCUUCAGCUACCUUCAUAUUGCAACCUGCGUCAUACACCGUCUCCCUACCUGGGACACUGAGUCUCAUAAUAAUAUCAAGAGAGAUGCCUAUGUUAGCCUUUCUGGAUACUGGAAACGAGUCAUCCGCCAAGCUUCAGACAAAGUCGGUGACGGUAAAAUCUAUGGUCAGCAGGUAGUCAGCGAGUGGGCAAAAAAUCUUGCGCAACACAACACUGUUACGAAUGGUUUAUUCAGCAGUGCAAUAGAAGAAUUUACCAAACAAUUAGGCUGGAUUAUUGGACUUCAUAGCGGACCAGAGCCGUUCUGGCGACAAAUUAAGGACACUAGUCUUGCUACUGCGGGAUCCCCAGCCAUUGGAUACGUUGGAGUCCGACCUUGGGAGUAGACAUCCCGGUUUUCAAAGACAUCAUAAAGGAAAAAAAAAAAAAAAAACAGAUCCACUUCACUCCAUCCCUUUCCACAUAGUACUUGCUUAUUUUCUUUUAUCUUUUACAUACGCACACUCUCCCUUUUGUACCUUUUGCCCCCAUACCCUCCCACCUCCAUCGCAAUACCUCUUCAGCUUCUUUUUCAAAUUAAAACCCAGUUAUUCCCAUUUUAAUCUUUUUUAGUCCAGCCAGUUCUAGUU
Messenger RNA from Umbelopsis ramanniana AG, 1333 nucleotides. RefSeq lists its product as uncharacterized. Gene Ontology annotation, cellular component: nucleus. The record is from RefSeq and is a predicted model, not a curated record. NCBI's taxonomy places the organism in Eukaryota, Fungi, Mucoromycota, Umbelopsidomycetes, Umbelopsidales, Umbelopsidaceae. The coding region runs from base 224 to 1090 and encodes 288 amino acids. The transcript is spliced from 5 exons. Gene Ontology annotation, biological process: proteasome localization; nuclear protein quality control by the ubiquitin-proteasome system.